AUGAAGAAGCGUUCGGAGGGAGACAUGAAGGGCUACCUGGGCUACACGGACGAGGCCUUGGUGUCCACGGACUUCGAGACCAACCCGAUCUCUUGCACUUUCGAUUCCAAGGCUGGCAUCAUGCUGGAUCCCACGUUCGUCAAGUUGGUCUGCUGGUAUGACAACGAGUGGGGCUACAGCUGCCGAGUUGUCGAUUUGAUCAAGCACAUGGCCAAGGAGGAUGCCAAGGCGUAA
Molecule: messenger RNA, 234 nt
Organism: Symbiodinium necroappetens
Lineage: Eukaryota; Dinophyceae; Suessiales; Symbiodiniaceae
Source: the annotation of a GenBank genome assembly